GAGGGAGAGAGUGAGAAAUGGCAUGUUCAUCAUGUAUGGGUAUGGCGUUUCAAGUGAAUUGCUCUGUCCAGAACAAGAAGCCUUCAGCUAUCCUGAACAAUAUUGAGUACUUCAAGACCACACUCUCCACGGCUGUCUCGAAGCAGCCAUUAUUGAGAAGCAUGCAUGUUCCCAUGCAUAUAGAUGUCUUGAAAAUCUUCAAGAACGCUUCUGCAAAAUUGUUGGACGCCUUUGUGGAUUCGGUGUUUGAAUUCAUGGAUCAACCACUGCUUCCAUCUCAGAAAAACUUCAUCCCAGUUGAUGAACUGGAAGGAGAAGGAGUUGUAAUAACGAGCAUCAUCGGUAGUAUCCCAGAUGACUUUACAGACGGAGUUUACGUAAGAAAUGGACCAAAUCCUCUAUUCGGAGGACUGAAAUCAACGAAAUCGGUGUUUGGCAGGUCAAAUCACAUAUGGAUAGAAGGAGAAGGAAUGCUUCAUGCUCUGUACUUUAGGAAGAACGACUUCGUCAACAGCGACGGUAGCAGAUGGACGGUCCAGUACAACAACAGACAUGUCGAAACCGAAACUUUCAAGCUUGAAAAACAAAGAAACAAGCCUUCUUUUCUCCCGGCCGUUGGUGGCGACUCGCCGGCCAUUUUGUCUGCUUAUCUUCUCAAUUUGUUGAGGUUUGGCAUAGUGAACAAGUACUUGAGCAACACCAAUGUCUUUGAGCAUUCGGGGAAGUUCUACUCGAUUGCAGAAAAUUACAUACCGCAAGAGAUUGACAUCCUUACGCUGGAAACUUUAGGCAAUUGGGAUGUCUCUGGAGCUUGGAACAGACCUUUUACCAGCCACCCAAAGAGAGCUCCAGGCACAGGAGAGUUGGUCAUAAUGGGAAUUGAACCAGUUGAACCUUUUUUGGAAGUAGGAGUAGUUUCUGCUGAUGGCAAAGAAUUAAUCCACAAGGUGGAUCUCAAACUCAAUAGGUGCAGCCUUUGCCAUGAAAUAGGGGUUACGAAGAGGUACAAUGUGAUCAUGGAUAUUGCAUUAACCAUUGACAUAAAGAGACUCAUAGAAGGAGGCCCAUUGAUAAAGUAUGACGAGGAAGAAUAUGCAAGAAUUGGUAUAAUGCCACGCUAUGGUGACGCCAGUUCAGUCCGGUGGUUUAAAGUUGAACCCAAUUGCACAUUUCACAUCAUCAAUAGUUUUGAAGCUGGUGAUGAGGUUGUAGUGUGGGGUUGUAAAGCUCUGGAUUCAGUUAUAGGUCCAAUUAGUGAAAGUAGCAGGGUUAGCGAUAGCACAUCAACAGCAGAGGAUGCUAGUAAAUUAUAUUCUCAUGCUUACGAAUGGAGAUUAAACAUGGAGACUGGAGAAGUGAGGGAGAGAUAUCUCACUGGACAAAAGUUUUUCAUGGAUUUUCCUAUGAUUAACGGAAAUUUUACCGGCCUUAGAAACAGAUUUGGCUAUGCUCAAGUGGUAGAUUCAGUUGCGACCUCUACCCCGGGGUCGCUUAAAUAUGGCGGUUUAGCUAAGCUACAUUUUGAAGAGCCAGCUGAGAGAAAAGGCGGAUUAGAACAUGAGGAAAUAAAGGUCGAAAGACAUGUGUUUGAAAAUAACACCUUUUGCAGCGGAGCUGCUUUUGUGCCAAGACAAAGGGAAAGGAGUAGUACAUUUGCUGGUUUUGAAGAAGUAGAAGAAGAUGAUGGAUGGGUUAUUACUUUUGUUCAUAAUGAAGAUACCAAUAUAUCUCAAGUUUAUGUUAUUGACACCAAGGACUUUGACACCAAGGACUUUUGCAGUGAGCCUGUUGCCAAAAUUACAUUGCCGUGCAGAGUUCCAUAUGGAUUUCAUGGAGCUUUCAUGCCAAUCUGAUCUGAAUCUGCAUUUACCCCUCCACGUAUGAAUCAUAUUGUUUCUAGUUUGGUUUGUAGAUGUUGUGUUCUAGAUCUAUGUGCGUACGUAGUGUAUUGCAUUGUCGAUGUAUGAUUUCACUGUUGGUAAUUAACUGUCUUUUUAAUUAAAUAUAAAAGUGAGAGAGUUUGUUUUCUUAAAAUUUUUAAUUCAUAAACCAAACGAAUCCAACCUAUAAA
Argentina anserina (silverweed cinquefoil) is the source of this 2071-nucleotide messenger RNA. RefSeq names its product carotenoid 9,10(9',10')-cleavage dioxygenase 1-like. Gene Ontology annotation, cellular component: chloroplast stroma. The transcript has 14 exons. NCBI's taxonomy places the organism in Eukaryota, Viridiplantae, Streptophyta, Magnoliopsida, Rosales, Rosaceae. Gene Ontology annotation, molecular function: carotenoid dioxygenase activity. Gene Ontology annotation, biological process: carotene catabolic process. The record is from RefSeq and is a predicted model, not a curated record. Bases 18 to 1853 code for a protein of 611 amino acids.